Messenger RNA from Meloidogyne enterolobii, 651 nucleotides. The record is from the annotation of a GenBank genome assembly. NCBI's taxonomy places the organism in Eukaryota, Metazoa, Nematoda, Chromadorea, Rhabditida, Meloidogynidae.
AUGGCUAUACAACCAUUUGAUGGAGGAGGGGAAUUUAAUUCAAGUCAUUGUAUUUGUUCUGAUUUACAACACGAAGAUUAUUCACCUUUAUAUGCUUGGUUUAAUUAUAUUGUUAUUAUUGUUAUGUUACCUUCCCUUUCUGUAUUUGGUGUAUUAACUAAUUUUGUUAAUAUUUUUGUUUUUACCCGUCCUUGUAUGAAAAAUUCAUCAAAUACUUAUUUACUUUUCUUGGCCUUCUCAGACUUUUCUGUUGUUUUGACUGGAUUAUUUAUUUUUUGGAUAGACUCUGCACGUUCUUAUAUUCCCCAAUUAGUACAAGCACCCUACACUACAGUAUAUACUUUACCUUUUGGAUAUAUGGCACAAUCCUGUUCUAUUUAUUUUACUGUAGCAGCUGCUUUUGAUUGUUAUAUUUGUGUUUGUUGGCGCAAACACUCCCCCUUUCACUGCACAAUUAAAAAAGCCAAAAAUAUAAUUUAUUUAACAAUUAUUUGCUCUAUAAUUUACAAUUCUUUACGUUUUCCACAAUUUAAUUUGAGAAAAUGUAUUCACGAUGGAAGUGGGGAUAUGAUUAUUGAAAUAUGCCCAACAUAUUUAUUUUAUCAUAUAAACACUAUUUAUAAUGGUUUUUACUUUAAUUUAAACUUCUAA